This is a messenger RNA of Aplysia californica (California sea hare), 3774 nucleotides long. RefSeq names its product potassium channel modulatory factor. Gene Ontology annotation, cellular component: plasma membrane. The record is from RefSeq and is marked validated. The coding region runs from base 117 to 1571 and encodes 484 amino acids. Gene Ontology annotation, molecular function: zinc ion binding. Gene Ontology annotation, biological process: synaptic signaling. The transcript is spliced from 8 exons. NCBI's taxonomy places the organism in Eukaryota, Metazoa, Mollusca, Gastropoda, Aplysiida, Aplysiidae.
ACUGGGGAACUUCAAGAGGCUGUGUGCUUCCGUCUUCAUAUCUGUUACCGUAUUUGUAACAAGAAUUUACAGAGUAUACUCUUUGUAAUUGUUCAAGGGCAAACUGGGAUCUUAGAAUGUCCCGCCAUGAAGGUGUGAGCUGUGAUUCAUGCAUGAAGGGCAACUUCCGUGGUAAAAGAUACAAGUGCUUAAUUUGUUAUGAUUAUGAUUUAUGCUCAACCUGCUAUGAUGCUGGAGCCACUACCACACGGCAUACGACAGACCAUCCCAUGCAGUGUAUACUUACCAGAGCAGAUUUUGAUAUAUUUUACGGAGGAGAAGCAUUAACUGCAGAGCAACCCCAGUCCUAUACUUGCCCCCACUGUUCCAGGAUGGGUUUCUCAGAGUCGAGCCUACAUGAUCAUGUCACAGCAGAUCAUUCUGACACAACCACAGAAGUGGUGUGCCCUAUUUGUGCUUCAUUGCCCGGAGGAGACCCAAACCAUGUGACUGACGACUUCAUGUCUCAUCUAACUGUUGAGCAUAGGACGCCCAGGGAUUUUGAUGAGCCCCCUGGUCUGCGCCAUGUGCGACGCAUCCCGCAUCCUAGUCGAGGCGUGGGUGGUUCAAGGGCUCGACGUGCAAACAUGCAGCAUUUCGGUUCAGGGGGGUCAGCCCUGACAGGUCUUUCACCAAGUAGUAGGGAAAAUAUGGAUCCUAUAGCAGAGCUACUUUCACAGUUGUCUAGUGUCCGUAACCGCAAUGCCCAAGCACAGAGUGUAUCUUCCCAGUUACACCAGCUGGAGAUGCAGUUGCAGUCUACCAGACAACAGUUGGAACGUUUACCGCGAAGACAGGCAGAGCCUAGCAAACCACCAGCCUCUAACAACACAGUUCCCUCUCAGCCAGAGCCCACCAGUCUGCCUGUGGCAGUCACCAAAACAGAUUCUCAGUUUCUUCUUUCAAAAUUGUGUGCCGAAAAUGUUGGUUCAGAGUUGAGUGGGAACACAGGUGAAAAUGAUGUGUCACGGAGAAAUGUUUUUGUUCAAGAGUUGCUGCUUGCCACUUUGACGGAGCAGCUCAGCUUGGUCAUAGAUGGAGAUGGAGAGGACUCUAGUUCCAUAUUAGAGUCUCUACGGUCUCCAGAGUCUGAAGGGGAGCAGGGAGCAGCAGCGCCAUCAGUCCAGAAAGAGAACAGAAGUACACACGAUUCACAUUGUAAACCUCGCAGCAGUCGGACGGCCGAAAGUGCUGCGGGUGGUGCCACAGAGAAGUCGCCAGUUGGUGUUGGGGCCAGAUCUGUUACUGCUGGUGCUUACAGGGAGAGCUCUUGGGGUCACGGGGGAAGUAGUAGCGCUGCUUCAUCAGGCAACCCCCGGCAAGUGUGUAGUCCUAUCACUGUUCCAAACACAGUCGCUGUGCAUGGCCCCAACCUGGGCCAGCCGGGCGUUGGUGUGAUGCAAGGGAGGGCCUCCUCUGCCUCCCACACCGGGAGGGAACGAGGUUUGAAUCCUGCCUCUGCGAAAAGAAGCAUGCUCAAGCACAUGCCACCUCAGCGAGGAGCCUCUGAUACCGACCCUCCGCCUCACUAACCUUUUCAUUAUUGAGGGCGUUAAGAACUUUUGAUACUUUGUUCUAGCAACACACCAUAGGCUUAGAGAUUCAGUUCUGCCAUUGCAUUGCUGUUUAAUCCCAAAAAGAGUAUCAAGAACAUUCAUUUACUAUUUCAUUUAAAGAAUUUCUCCCAUCCCUUUCUCCUCCAUUCCUGCACACCUGCCUAUGGUUGGUUGUAUGUUCACUUUAUACUUAUCAAAGGUACAAAGGGUUUUAAAUCCUGGCGAAAUCGAUGUCAUUAGUGAACAUGACACACAUCCCAGUAACUGGUAAUUAUUUCUCUUGAUGUUUGUCCUCUUUAUUUGUGAAUAUAUUGUUUGAAGUGAAAGCUAGUGUUGACUAUCUCCCUGUAAGUGUAUAUAAUGAUCUUCAGCUUUGACUUUUGGCUGUUUGUCUCAAUCUAAUUGAGGUGCAUAUGUGGGGGGAAAAACAGCUAGUUGAUAAAUGUUUGUGAUGAUGUAGCUAUCAUUCAACUGUGAUAUUGUGACUGUGCUGUUCCGCUUCCCUCUCUGUUAAUUGCGAGUUAAGAAAAAAAGAAAGAACAUUCUUGAUGCCAUGUGUAAGUGGUCACCUUGGUCAACUCCUUGCAGUGUCAUUGGCUCCUUUUGUGCUUUCCCCCUUUCUCUUUUUGUUUUUUGUUUUUGGGUAGUGGUCAAUAGGUCAUUUUUUAUAUAUCUUUCUGUUCUUUUGUCUCAGUGAGAUGAAACACUAGGCUGUUUUAGGUUUAACAGAAAGUCUGUAAACUCUUGUGCUGUGAGACCACUGUUAAGUUGUUCACUUUGAAGAGUCAGUUUGCUGACACAGUGGUGUUUUUGCCGUUUAUCCCAGUGCCUUUGUUUCUAUUUGGCCCGAGGAACUAAGUGAAUAUACUGGAUUCUACUUUGCCUGUCAAGCUAUUGCAUUAAUUUUCUGGAUUCACUUAUAGCACUUUAUAGUUUACCAAAAUAAUGUCCUUUUCUUUUUUUCUCAUUAUCUUUGACUUAGAGGAUUUGUAUGAGUAGGUGCUUCAUUUUUUGUUGUCCAACAAUCCCAUUUUCAUUGAUAUUGGAGGAUAUUUAACUGAACUAUGACCAGUAUGUCACAAAGAGGAAUUCUCAAUAAAUUUCGAUCAAAGUAAUAGAUGAUGGAAAAUCAUAGUACAGUAAUAGAUGAUUGUCCUUGAAAGCCCUUUUUCUUUGUGGAUCACGUCUUACUGUGGGAAAGAAUUGUAUUUGAUUCCUGUGUCCUCGGAUGCUGGGUGUAGAAAGUUGCAUCCGCAAAUGUGGAACUCGGGCUUUGAGUGAAUUUAUUCAGUUAAAUAGGGUUGUCUGUGUUGUCUUUUGUAGUUAUAGCAUGUUCUGAUCAGCUUCCAUGGAUAGCGACUUGCAGCUUGUUGAUAUAUCAUGAACUGACAACAUAUUUCACUGUGUAUUAUUAGGGGAUUGUUGUAACUACUGGAAUGUAGUGGUAGGCUAUUUAGGAUUCUCCACUAAUCUUUGGCUGGAGAAUGCUUACUUUGAUUUAAACUUUAAACCCUGAAGCUGAGAUACUGUGAAAAGUCACCCAGGGACAGCUCUAAAUAAAUUGACCGCACAAGGAUAGCUCAACAAUAAUGGACCUAAGACCCGUGACGCUUAGGGUUUUGAAUACCAAGGCUACACAAGUUAUUUAAUUUUUCUGUUGCUCAUCUCCAUUUGUCUGUUGCAAAGAUGAGAUUCCACAUAUCUUAUGUUAUCCAAACUGCGAUCCAUUUCCUUCUGUUUGCUUUCGUUUCUCUUUCAAGCGAAGUUUUAGUCAAGUUGUUUUCUGGCUCAUACACCCUGUUAUCUUUUGUGUGUGUAAAUAUAUUACUCAUUAUUAAUUAAGCCUAACUGUGCUUUUUCCGGACUCUUUAAGGUAUUGUUUUUUAUUUUUGAAACAGAUGUUAAUUUCACUGAAUCCUCAAAAGUUGAAAGUGAUACAUGUAAAUAGUGAACUAUGACAAAGACAUACUGGGUUUUGUUGUUCUUUUUUUUGUGGACAUGAUGCAACAUUAUCUUCACUGGAGAAUGUUCUUUGAAAUACAGAACAGUUAACAAAGAGCAUAUCUUAAAAAAUUAUCCAUGUAAGUUUCCAGUGUUUUGAAUGCUAGUGUGAGAGGCAGACGUACAGGAAGAAUGGCUGCAACCUUGCUGAUUCAUGAAUAAAUUGUGUACACUUGAA